Molecule: messenger RNA, 1557 nt
Organism: Drosophila innubila
Lineage: Eukaryota; Metazoa; Arthropoda; Insecta; Diptera; Drosophilidae
Gene: Rad23
Product: UV excision repair protein RAD23 homolog A
Exons: 6
Coding region: 92-1468 (458 amino acids)
Biological process (GO): nucleotide-excision repair; proteasome-mediated ubiquitin-dependent protein catabolic process
Cellular component (GO): cytosol; nucleoplasm
Molecular function (GO): proteasome binding; polyubiquitin modification-dependent protein binding; ubiquitin binding
Source: RefSeq, a predicted model, not a curated record
GUUCGAUAUUUGUAUACUUCUGGCCAUCCCUAGUGCCGAUGACAAACAUUUUUGUGAGAAGAUUGGGAGCAAAGUAAAAUUCCUUUUCAAAAUGAUUAUUACCGUAAAAAAUCUACAACAGCAAACGUUCACAAUUGAAUUUGAUGCAGAAAAGACGGUCUUGGAACUUAAAAAACGCAUUUUCAACGAACGUGGAUCAGAAUACAUAGUGGAAAAGCAGAAAUUGAUUUAUGCUGGCGUCAUAUUAACAGAUGAUCGAACAAUUAGUUCAUACAAAGUGGAUGAGAAGAAGUUUAUAGUGGUGAUGCUAACUCGAGACAUUAGUGGAAGCAGCAGCAACACAGCGAUAACAACAAACCCAGUCGGACAGCAGCAACAACAACUGCGGGAACUAUCGAAAGAGACAGCAGUGAAAUCAUCGUUAUCAUCAUCGCAUGGAGAUGAGACACAGUCGGAAUCGGAAAAGAAGACAGCGGACAAAGCGCAUGGAACUUCAGCCGAAAUGGCAGCAGCAACAACAACUGACAAAAGGACAAAUGAAGAUAGUUCGAUAGUAUCGCCUCCAUUGGUUGCAGCUCCAACUACCGAUUAUUCAAGCAUCGAUUUAGUUGGCGAACUGGCAAAUGCAUCAUUACAGAAUCGUGCCGAAUCGAAUUUACUGAUGGGCGAGGAAUACAAUCGUACGGUUGCCUCAAUGGUGGAAAUGGGCUAUCCUCGGGAUCAGGUUGAACGCGCUAUGGCAGCCAGCUUUAACAAUCCGGAACGCGCUGUGGAAUAUUUGAUAACCGGGAUUCCCCAGGACAGCAAUCUCUUUAACGCAGCCGGCGAUGAAGAGGACCAAUCACGGGCAUCCAAUUUGCGUCCGGAAUCUCUGAGCGAUCUGCAAACAGAGUCGACAGCUGACCCAUUCGAGUUCUUACGCAGUCAACCUCAGUUUCUACAAAUGCGCUCUCUGAUAUAUCAGAAUCCGCAUCUUUUACAUGCUGUUCUACAACAGAUUGGGCAAACAAAUCCAGCACUUUUGCAGUUAAUUUCGGAGAAUCAGGAUGCUUUUUUGAAUAUGCUAAACCAACCACUUGAAGGUGAAGUAGGAGACAAUGGUCAGAGAACUGGACGUACACAAUCAAGUUCCAGGCGAACUGAAACCUUGGCAUCGUUAGGUCUCCAGGACGAGUCUGCGACUGCGUCCGUGGCAGAGGGACAGCGGUCUGUUGCUGGAGCUGAGCUAAAUCAGCCUGUAAACCUUGCCUCGUCUGAUGAUGUUGCUAGUACAAUUGGCAGGGAUAUUACUGUACCACAGUCGGAAAAUAUGGCAACAAUUCGCCUGACACCGCAAGAUCAAGACGCCAUUGAACGGCUUAAGGCUCUUGGAUUUUCGGAAGCCCUCGUCCUGCAAGCAUAUUUUGCGUGUGAGAAGAAUGAACAACUAGCUGCAAAUUUCCUGCUUUCCUCUACUUUCGAUGAUUAAUUCAGUCAAAUUCUGACUUGAUGCACAUAUGCAUGCCCAUAUAAAACAAAAAUGUUGCAAAUAAAACAAGAGGUUACUGAAUAACCAAA